Molecule: messenger RNA, 896 nt
Organism: Medicago truncatula (barrel medic)
Lineage: Eukaryota; Viridiplantae; Streptophyta; Magnoliopsida; Fabales; Fabaceae
Exons: 2
Coding region: 157-498 (113 amino acids)
Cellular component (GO): NatC complex
Source: RefSeq, a predicted model, not a curated record
AGAAAGAAACACAACGAAGUUAGACAGAGUCUCACUCUCUCUCUCGCAACCCUUCCUUCCUUGCUGUCCGUCCGUCCGUCCUGCCUUCUUCCGGCCUCUGUCCUUCCCCCGCGUUGCCUUCGUUUCUCUCUUGUCAGGUGAUUGUCAAGUGCUAAGAUGGAACAAGAAGCAGAACAACCUGUUCCAGUUCAAGGAGGAAGCUCAGACAGUUUGGAAUCAGAUCGAGUCAGUCGGGUAAGGAAGCUGCUGUUUCGCCAAAUGUUGGUUGGGAUCAAAGAUGGAAGAUUCUUCUUGGGUAACUUCUAUUGCAUGGACAAGCAAGGGAAUAUUAUUCUUCAGGAUACUGUGGAGUAUCGUAGCACUCGACGCUCGUCUCCUUCUCCAAUGGAACAGAGGUGCAUUGGUCUUAUUCUUAUUCCUUCUUCUUGCCGCAUGUCAUGUCAUGUGGAUUGCUCUGUAGAUGAACAAUUGUCACUUCUAUCACUUUACAAAACAUGAGUACUUUUGGGGGUUUCAUUUGUUCCAUUGAUGAAUUAUCAAUGGAAUUUGAGAUUUCAGUAUGUUGUUUUAGAAUAUAAGAUUGGUACGCUUGCUUAAGCUUUCAAUAAUGAAGAAAUGAUUAGGGUUUCCCAUGAGUGUAAAAUGUUACGGUUCAUUUGAGUGGAGAUAAAAAUAUAACUAUGUUGGAAUGGUGACAUUACAUGGCUUCUAUAUCUUUUAGCUGCUUUAUUCUUGCCAAUGCCUUCUUUUCCCUUCAAAUUUAUUGUAAAUUUGUAAUUAUCCUAAACUUCACGGGGCCUGUAUUGUAAUUGAGAAUUGAGAUGCUGAGUUUGAUAUAUCAAACUUCAACUAAAUGUAUUCCGAUGUGACUGUGAUGAAAAUUUGUAUCCUGGAAA